Molecule: messenger RNA, 537 nt
Organism: Dictyostelium discoideum AX4
Lineage: Eukaryota; Evosea; Eumycetozoa; Dictyosteliales; Dictyosteliaceae
Exons: 3
Coding region: 1-537 (178 amino acids)
Source: RefSeq, a predicted model, not a curated record
AUGGAUGAAACAGUAUAUCAAAUUAAAGCAAUUAUAGUAUUGGAUAAUAAUGGUAAAAGAUUAUGUAGUUGUUUCUAUGAUCCACCCGGCACCCCAAUAACUCCACUCACUGAAAAGGAUAAAUUUGAGAAAUUAAUAUUUGAAAAGUGUAAAACAUCGAAUUGUGAAUUAGAAAUAAUAGAUAAUAAAGUUGUUAUUGGAUCAAAACAAAGUGAUGUUUGGAUAUUUGUUGUUGGAAAUUCAUUAAAUUCAAAUGAAUUAGCAUUAUUGGACGUUUUAAAUACAUUAAUAUCAUUAUUUAAAAAGGCAUGUGCAACUGAUGAAUCAAUUAUGAUAACCAAAAAAACAUUUUUAGAAAAUUAUGCUUUAAUUAGAUUAUAUAUUGAUGAAAUUGUUAGUGAUGGAAUUAUUUUUGAAGUAGAUGAAGAAACAAUUUUAAAUAGAGUUCCAAUUGCUGAUAAUGCAGCCCAAUCACUUAAUGAAGCAAUUGAAAUGGCAAAAGAAAAGGCAAAAGGAUUUGGAUUUGGAUUCUUGUAA